Messenger RNA from Dioszegia hungarica, 495 nucleotides. RefSeq lists its product as uncharacterized. The transcript has 2 exons. Lineage: Eukaryota; Fungi; Basidiomycota; Tremellomycetes; Tremellales; Bulleribasidiaceae. The record is from RefSeq and is a predicted model, not a curated record. The coding region runs from base 1 to 495 and encodes 164 amino acids.
AUGUGGCUGCGCUACUUGCUCCUCCUUCUCCCCUUCGCCACCUCUGCAUCCAUCAAGCUGACCAAAUGCCGGCUCUCGGAGCACCUCUUAGAGCGGCGGCACCUCGGUCUCUCUCCGUCUCGUCCCUCAGUCCAUCACGACAUCCAAGCGGGCAAGAAGCGGAAUCUACAAGACACCAUACCUACAUCCUCUGUCGCUCCUGCUGGUCAGCAGGGCGGAGGGACCAUCUACUCUACGGUAAAGACGACGAUAUAUGUCCAGCCUAGUGCGACUGAUGUGCCUCCAUCAGACCUUGGGAGCACAUCGUUACAGGACGCACCGGCGGCUGGCGGCGGAACGAUAUAUACAACAGUGAAGGUGUAUGUGACUGUGACGCCGAGCUCGGGUUACUCCCUUGGCUUCUUCGACUGGUCUACCAAAUGGCGAUACUACGACCUCAAGUGGCGGGGUCGGUCCCAGCCUUACCAGCAGCUCAUCCUCGACAGGGCUGCCUAA